AUGACGCCAAUGCCGGCUGUGAGAACGAGUGUGGGGCUACGCUGCUUGACAUCAUAUGCAACGGGGAGAGCAUAUCAGGAGAGCGUGUGGUUGAUGACACAGGAGGCGACUGUGCAAGUUUUGUGCUGUGGCAUAACAUGGCUACAAUGUCAAACCUCCUUCUUCCACGACAACGUGGUCGUAAUGGAGAUCAAUAAUCUUCUGGCCGGAUGGCCCACUUACACAAUCAACUUCACACACGAGCAUCCAGGACCAUUGAAGCUCAUUUUAUGCUUGAAGAACGCGUCAAAUUUUCGCUCAACUGAAGAUGACGAUAGCGCAGAUGAGGCAGGGGGAAUGGGGAAAGUCAACACACCACCAGCCAUCAAGGAAGACCCAGAUGUUACCAUGGUCUGUGAGGCCACCUCAAAGGAUGCACCGCAAUGUGUCAGUGUGCAACCUGUGCAACUACAUGGCAGAUUUAAGGAUGCUCCUUCAAUUGUCACCUUAUGGGAGAAGUUUGAGCGGGACAAUGAUUAUAUGUGGCCCCCUCAUUGUGGCUUCAGAAACAUAACCACCAAAGAACCACUCAAACAUGUUGACACAUUCAUGACGCUACCCGCUGCUGUAGAAGCAUUAAAGUGA
Suillus discolor is the source of this 624-nucleotide messenger RNA. RefSeq lists its product as uncharacterized. The coding region runs from base 1 to 624 and encodes 207 amino acids. Lineage: Eukaryota; Fungi; Basidiomycota; Agaricomycetes; Boletales; Suillaceae. The record is from RefSeq and is a predicted model, not a curated record. The transcript has 4 exons.